Camelina sativa (false flax) is the source of this 2203-nucleotide messenger RNA. The record is from RefSeq and is a predicted model, not a curated record. NCBI's taxonomy places the organism in Eukaryota, Viridiplantae, Streptophyta, Magnoliopsida, Brassicales, Brassicaceae.
AUGGCCGCACAACCUGGAGAGCCGCUUCCACCCUCGGAAAUCGGGGAAGUCUUAGCCGAGAUCCGGACUCAAGUAGCCCAGCUAGGGAACCGGCUACAAUGGAUCGAGGAUGGGCAACGGCAACCCGUGGCUCGUGGACCGCCUAUCCAAGAUCGCCAACGACGCUAUGAACCGGAUCCAGUAGGGACGUCCGAAGAAGACGAUGGCCCACCCUACCAAGGUAGGCACCCUCGACGUCGGGACGAGCAUGAGGACGAUCAACCCUACCGUCCGGUCGAACCGGGUCACAAACUCACGGCCCCUACGUUUGCCGGAAAAGUUGAUCCGGAGGCAUAUCUCGACUGGGAGGGACGGAUGGAUCAUAUAUUCGCCUGUUACAACUACCCCGAACCCAAGAAGAUCGCCUAUGCAGCCGCCCAGUUCACGGACCAUGCCCUUACGUGGUGGGAUCGUUCCGAAGCUGACCGUAGGAGGAACGGGGAACGCGCCUUACCGCAUUGGGAGGCCAUGAAGAACGAGAUGAGACGCCGGUACGUGCCACCGCUGUACCACCGCGAGCUCCAGCGAAGGUUCCGCAAGCUGUCCCAAGGAGCCAAGAGCGUUGAGGACUACUAUGAAGAGUUCGAGCAUCUUCGCAACCGGCUGGAGGUCGAAGAUAGUGAAGAAGGAUUGAUGGCCCAGUUCUUGGACGGACUACAAGACCGCAUUGCGCGGAAGGUAGAACGUUUAUCGUACAACUCGUUCGAUGAACUCUUGCACCUAGCAAUGCAAGUCGAACAGCAGAUCAAGAGAAAGGCCAACACCGUCCACCGCUCUCGCGCUCAAGGAACGCCUAGUUGGUCGCCAAACUCGUCCCCUGGACCGGGAGGGCACCGCGGACAAGAGAAGUCCAAGGCCGUCACCAUUGACUCACGGUUCAAACCAAGGGACCAGAACAAGGACUCUCGUACCGACCCCAGGCCGCAACCGACCGAAGGACGUAGCCGAGACAUAAUAUGCUUCAAGUGCCAAGGUCGAGGCCACUACGCCCGAGAUUGUCCCAAUCCGCGUACCAUGACCAUUACCGCGUCGGGGGAGCUUGAAUCCGAGGACGACAACGACCCUGACGAGCCGAACGAUGCUAAGGAGGUCGAGGAAGCCGUCGCCGAGCCUGACGAGGGAGAGCUGCUUAUGAUCCGACGGGUCCUUAAUACUAGCCAGUGUCCGGACGAUACGCACCAGCGGGACAACAUAUUCCACACGCGAUGCACUGUAAGUGGGAAGGUUUGUGGCUUGAUCAUUGAUGGUGGAUCUUGCACCAAUGUGGCAAGUUCCUACAUGGUCAAGAAACUUUCUCUUGGUACCACAAACCAUCCUAAACCCUACAAACUCAAAUGGUUGAAUGACAAGGCCGUGGUCCCAGUCACCGAACAGGUCACGGUCCCGUUUAGUGUAGGCCCCUAUAAAGACCAAGUCUUGUGUGACGUGGUUCCGAUGCAAGCUAGCCACCUCCUUUUGGGGCGUCCUUGGCAGUUUGAUAAGCGGACCUCUCACUGUGGCCACACCAACCAAUACUCCUUUGUGCAUGAUAAUAAGCGUAUUUGCCUAAAACCAUUGAGUCCCACACAAGUUUGUGAGCUGCAAUCGAAAAUGUCUAAGGAACCGAGCACUAAAAUGAACUUCUUGAUUAAUGCUAGCACGGUUAGGAGAUCACUUAGUGACUCCACUUGUCAAGUCUUAUUGAUGGUCUUUAAGGAUGUUGUGAGUAUAGGUACGGAGCAGGACGCCGUCCCGGCCAUGAUCAGACCGCUCCUACGACGGUACCAGGACGUGUUUCCGGAUGAAUUACCGCACGGUCUACCACCACUUCGCGGCAUUGAGCAUCAGAUCGACCUUGUACCCGGAGCCCAGCUCCCGAACCGUCCUGCCUACCGCGUGAAUCCCGAAGAGGCCAAGGAGUGCGUCAUUCAUACCGACCAUGAGACGUUGAAGCACUUGCGCGGCCAGACCAACCUGAAGAGGAGGCACGCCAAGUGGCUGGAGUUUAUCGAAACCUUUCCUUACGUCAUCAAGUACAAGAAGGGCAAGGAGAAUGUUGUGGCCGACGCACUUUCACGGCGCCAUACGCUGAUCACCACCAUGGACGCACGGAUCCUCGGGUUUGAGCACAUCAAGGACGCGUAUGGUUUGGACCCGGACUUUGCUGAGUGCUACCAGGAACAUG